This is a messenger RNA of Penicillium subrubescens, 1059 nucleotides long. RefSeq lists its product as uncharacterized. The coding region runs from base 1 to 1059 and encodes 352 amino acids. The record is from RefSeq and is a predicted model, not a curated record. The transcript is spliced from 2 exons. NCBI's taxonomy places the organism in Eukaryota, Fungi, Ascomycota, Eurotiomycetes, Eurotiales, Aspergillaceae.
AUGACCCUGUCCUCACAGCCUGGCUCCGCAGAGAAGGCCAUUCGGAAACUGGAAAUAGCCCAGGCAAGAAUACCUCAAAAAAAACAUCAAACCUCGAGAGCCUCAGAAUGGAAGUGGAUCAACCGAUUGGGCCUGGCCAAGCUCAAGUACCAGCAUGGCCGACUUCAUGGGUUGAUGCCGACGCAGGACAGCAGUGACAAGCCCUCCGACUCCUCCUCUGACUUCUCUCGCAGCCGGUGCGAGACACCCAUGACCUCCCCUCCCCUCCGAGCCGCAGCAUAUUCCAAAGAGCCGCCUCGAUCAGCCCGCAACAAGCAUGCCGUCACCUUCAAUUCCCACAUUAUGCAGCCUAUGCUCUCGGCCAGCCGCAAGCGUGUCCGGCCUGAUUCUGAUACCGAGCGUCCGGCCAAGGCUGCUCGACUGUCGUGGAAGAGCUCUCACCAAUUGCCUGCGUCCUCACCGGCCCUCAAUUGCCAUAUGACAACUCGCCGGCACCCUUGCCCGUUCAUGUCCGAUACCACAAUCCCCGAGCUAUCUUCUCCUAUAUAUCAAGCCCUAUCUGAUGAGGAGAACAACCCGGAUCUGCCUAUACAUAGCUUCCGGCAUGUGAGCUCCAUGUGGGGAUCCUCGCCGCCUUGUACUCCGCCUCCCAAGCAUGCCCAUCUGGCCCGGAGUGAACAGCACGAAGAUCGCGCAGACCUGCUCAUGUACCUGGCCAAGUCGCCUACCCCGGCUCGCGUGGUAGGCGGUUCGCACCAUGCGUUCCCACCGUCCACUCCCCCCACCCAGCAUGCAGUCCUUCCCACGUUCACUCCCAACUUGGGUACGCCGGAUCAGCAGUUCAACUUUGCUGAUUUCGUGAAUGUGACCCCUAGACCUGCUCAGCCUGCUUGGGGCGGCCGUACACCUGGCAACCCAGAUCGCACCCCUCUUUCUACCAAGGAUGCCCACAAGCGAUUGAACUUUGAUGCACUUGUUCCACCCAGUACCUCAAGUCCUCGCCUCCGAGCGAAGGAGACUGGGCUGGCUCUGCAACUGGGCCGCGAGCCACGGCGUUGA